GCUAAGUAUCAUGCUUUAUUAGUAGAACUUUCGACCUGGCAUGUUUUGCAAUUUCGUUAUAUUUUACGAAACAUAAGAUGCGCGUUACGUCAAAGGAAAGUAACAGGAGUCUCUAUACAUGGUAUUCCGUUUUCGUUAAGAUAGUAGAGCAACGAUAAACUUCAAAACAGACUAAAUCAUGCGUCGGCAUGCAUCCUUGCAUAUUCUCGUCAUCGCAAAUUUUCUUGCUCUACCUUGUCGUAGUUAUUUUGGGGAGUACAAAGUGCUGAUAUCACAUAGCCACAGAAGCGAAAUUGGAGAGGAAACAGCUUUCGAAGCCGAAGUUGUGCUGAAACCCAAAGCAAAUAGUAGAGACUUGGGACAAACUGAAAAUAUAAUAUACGAAUUCUCGUGGAGAGUUACCGAUCUGGAAUUGAUCAGACAGAACCAAACAACACACAGAUGGAAUAGCUUUCGAUGGCGAUGGUUUAGCGAAGGACAGAAAACGGUUUUUGUUUUUGUGAGGAUUAUUGUUGGAACUGAGUAUAAUAGCCGUAAUUCCAGCAAACGAAAGCAGUCAGAAAGUGGGCACACCGAGUAUUAUGCUAGGAACCAUACACAGAUUACAGUUUAUGGAACUGAAGGUAUAUGUUUUGUCAGACUGAAGCACUUUCACUUUCUGGAAAGUGUCGCUUUGCUGUAUGGCACAAGAAAUAAAUUUAAACAAGGAUUUCUCUUUACAACAUUAAUAUAAUUCCAGGCAGAAAAGUGUUGAUAAACAUUGAAAAAUAUCGAUUGACGAACAUUGUUUUAUUAGCCGUCAAAAUUUCAAAGCAAAAUAUCUAACAAAUGUUUGUCCGGUUGGACUGAAAAUUGAUACUUGAAAAUUGAUACUUAAUUCACACCGUCACCAUCUGCUUUUCUGACAGAGUAUGAAAUAUGCAAGGAUAAUAAUUAUGUUCUGAUCGCCGAUCCUCCUCGCGAUCACAGAGUUGGAAUUCUCUGAUAAUGGUUACGUUUUAUUAAUUGCCAUUUAAGUAGAAAAUUAUGGCCAAUCAAACCUUCUAGGUCAAAGUGCUUUUUUUCAGAAUGGAUUCGCUGUAAUCUGUGAAUUAAUGACCUAUAAUGACUUAGUCCUUUCUUUGAUUAUUUUUGGCGUUAUUUAACAUUUAUUUCAAUACAUGGUAUUUUGGGUGAUUUUUCAAGUUAAAAGGUCUUCAGAGCUAUAAAGUCGAUUCCAUUUCUUCAGUAAGUAAACGCAGUGCUAUAGAACUGGAAGAGCAAAAAGUUUUAGGCAUGAGUGUUUGGAAGAUGAUCACUCCCAAUUUUUUUCUUUGCCUUUGCUCAAGUGACACUUUCAACUAUUUGCAUUUACUAUCAUGCCAUGUUUACAAAGUGGCUGGUGUUUCUUAAUUCAGCAAAUUGGAAAAAAAGCUGGAUGAAAUAAGUACAAAAUAAGUGCCCUUUUAUUUGGUGAACCUUUUGUUUUGCUACAAAUGUUCACUCUCUAAUAGUUUUGAAUGUUACCAAAUGAAUGUGUGCCGUAUUGAUUAAUCUCUUUUAUUGCUAUAUCUUUUUGCAGAAAAGAUAUCUGCAUCUUUGGAGGCUUAUCAGAAUUCUUCCCAAGACAUAGAUCAAUUCAUCGCAGGAACAGUUAACCUUGCUGUCAUAAUCGAUAGUCCCAAUAGAUAUGUCAAUUUAUCAUAUGACUGGCACUUUGAUGAUGGAACUCGACUGUUAAAUUCAUGUAAAAGUCAAUUGAGUCACAAUUUUACCACUGUGAGAAGUUGUACAGUGAAAGUUGUUAUCUAUGGAUUUUACGGGGGAAAACGCUGCAAAGGAGUUGCUUUUAAAGAUCUUCAAUUUACAGGUAGAUGGUGGCCUUUAAAACCUUCACAAUUAAUUUAAAAUAACCUGUUCUGUGCAAAUCCAUGUAAACAUAAUCAAAUGUCCUUUGUUCCUUAUUCCUUCUUUCUCCAAAGAAUGAGUUUGUCAGGGAAUGUAACUGGACAUUUUAUGAAGAGAGAUUGAAAAUUCUGAUUACAUCACCAAUUCUUUAGCAAAGUACCUUUAACAGUCCUGCUGUACUUUAAGGGUCGUGAAUAAACAUGGUAUUUUUAUAAUGUCAUUCAUGAUUAUUUUGGCAUAAUCUACCUUAUCUUUUCAAGCAAAUGUUAAAGCAUACCUGGUGAUCGAUUCUUUACCUGGUCCAAAGUUGCCGUCAGACGAGGAAAAAAUUGCAAUAAACAUUCCUGCUAGGUUUGAGGUGAAAUUCAAGGAUCCAUUCAAAGAAGUCACAAGUGUAUCCAUUGACUGGGAUUUUGGAGAUGGUUCUAGAGAGCGAAAUAGUAGUAGCUAUGUAAUAUUUCACAAGUACCAGGAAAAAAAAGAAUAUCAUGUGUGGGUGACGGUCAGGGUCAAAACCAGGUACCAUAAAGCACCCAAGCUUCCCCUUAUCUCCAAGAAUGUUUUUGUCAAAGGUGAGGAUGUGAAUUUAUUUCUCUAACAGAGAGGUUUCCUGUAAAACAAAAACAUGUCACAGUUUUGACAAAAUGCAAUCUUCUAACCAAUUUGUCCCAUCUUUUGUGCACUAGAAACCUUUUUUUACAUGUGAAUAUUUUUUAUCAUCCUGUGCCCAGUUGUAUAAAAGGCAGAUAACACUAUCCAACUGCAGAUAAAUUUCUUUUCAGCAGAUAAGUGAGAGCAAAGUGUACUGCUCUUUCCACUGGAUAGCAUUAUCUAGCUUUGGAACAACUGGGGCCUGCUGUCUAAUUUUGCCAUUUUUUUUGCUCUGUCCUCAGUAAAAGUUUUCAGCUAAAAAGUUGGAAUUAAUUACAGUCCCCUUUGAAAAGGGCUUGGAAUGUAAGACUGUUAUGUCUCUCUAGUUGGUUGACAUUGUAUCUGGAAUAAAUUAUUAGUCUUAUUCUCCGUGAAGCAUUGCAAUGAUUUUUACCGUAGUGCAGACAAAUGUCAGUAUAUAAUUUCUCUGUUGGCAACCUAGUUGUAAUAAAUUAUCAACAUCAUUACCAUUUCAUUCUCUUCACAGCACCUGUAUCUCUUAAAGUGCAACAUAAAAAUGUUACUAAAGGUAAACCAGUGGCUUUUCACAUCUCUUGCAAUGGAAGGUAAUUACUUUUUCUUGAGUAUUCAAUAUACCUUUGAAAAUUUGGUAUAUACAUCUAUAUAUUUAUAAAUUACUGGCUGUGGUUGUUUGAAGGUUGGAUAAUGCUAUCCACUGACUAAAUCUCUAUCUGUUCGACAACACCAUACAUUUUACCAGCAUGCAAAGGGUUAUCAGUUUGAACCGUUAACCCUUUACACCUGAAAAUCAGUAUGUAUAUUCUCCAUUCUGUCCUCGAUACAUUUCUUAAGGUGCUGACAAGGAGAAUUUGUUUAGCAAUCAAGAACUUCCCAAAUUGGUGAUCAUUUCCUUUAUGCAUGUCACUUUUACAUUUGAUUCAAGUCACUACUGUAAGGAGAAUUUAGAUGCCACUCACCUUUAGGGGUCAGAGGUGUAACCCUUUAACUCCCAGGAUCUGAUUGUUAAUUCUCCCCUCUAGCUGCUACAUCUUUCCUUUUAAAUUAGUUGCAAGAAUUUGGUGUUUGAUCAAGAUAAUAACUUUUACCUGAUACAUUUGAGAACUCUCAUUACCUGUUUGCAGGAGGGUGGAUGAAUAUUGUAGGGAGAAGUUACAUGCGAAUCACUUCUGGGAGUUAAAGGGUCAAUUAACCUUUUGAGCUUCUAGUUCUUGCCCAGACUUCCAUGUGAAAGUUUGUUGUUUGGAAAACUGCACAAAAGCGCAUCCUUUGGUCAGCAUGUAUAAAUGUUUCUUGCAACAGACUGUAUCUCCUACUGAUAUGGUUAAUGAUAUUGAUAUUUUAGGUAGAGUUGGCAGCAAACUGAUCUUUUAAUUGCCUCUUUUCUUUCCCAAAUAGCCUGCCAGUGUCUUUUCGUUGGUGUGUUUCAAGACAUUGCAGCAAAAUCCAGGGAAGCGACUGCAGUCCCUCUCUGGAACACAAUAAUUCCUGCUACUUGAUUGUGAAUCAUACAUUCCGCAAUUCUGGAAACUUCUGUGUCAGUGUUGGAGUGAUGAAUGGUGUCAGUAAUACUAACACAUCUCUUAUACUACAAAUCCCUGGUAAGAUAUUUUUUCCUAUUUAUUUGUAAAGCAGUGUAUGCCUUAAUAUUAGAAACCAUGUUAUAGGGGAAGCUGACACAUGUAGUAUUUAUUUAAACAGUUCUCUGAUUCAUAAAGGUCACUUUAUCAUUAAGAAAACAAAAAAAUCAGUUUCCUUUUCUUUCCAAAUAGUUCAAUCUGUUGAUGUUGAAUUGUCUUCUGAACAGGCAGUUUCUCAGACAAUUUGGUGUCCUCCAAUGAAAGAUUUAGUUCACAUGGCAAAAUUUGUCAUUGAAACUGAAAUCAUGAACGCGAUCCUCGAUCCUGCGAUCCCCGCGAAUUUUUUUCAGGCUUUAUUUUCAUUACUAGUUGAGUAGUACUCUUAACUGCGAGGAUCCCUUUCAUUCGUUUCUUCAAGCACAGUUCACAUGUAUAUGAUUUUCCAUAUAUUUGCAGUAAUUGAAACUGAAACCUAACAUAAUUUGUGAUUUUUAAUCAAGGCAUUGAACAUCUAAACCCAGGAGCAUACUUCUCCAGAAACAGGGAACCAUGAAAUUUCAUAUGUUAAUAUUAUUUUAUAACAACUUUAUUGGGUACGUCUACGAAUAGACGGACGCCAAUUGGGUUAGUGUAGCGGGACAUGGAGUCCCAUACGGGGCACUACCCCUCUUAAAUCCACCCAACCCAACCCAGGGGAGGACAUCCAUCACACAGUAAUCUCGUGCGUGGGAAAUUAACGUCUCCUACCCCAAACCCUGCAGGAGACGGGACCUCCGGCUUAACGUCUUAUCCGAGAAGACGAAGCAAGGUUAGUGAAGCGGCUUGCUUAAGGCCACAACGUAGUGCCCCGGCCAGGACUCGAACCCGGGCUGUCCGACCCAGAGUCCAGCGCUCAGACCACUGGACCACUCACGCCUCAUCAAUUGCUCACUGCUUGGAUAUUUGACUGACAAAAUGGAUGCCUUUUAUUUGUUUUUCUAGAAAGUCUACAUUCUAUAAAACCAGCCCAAAAGAGGAGCAAAGACAGGGCAGCAAAAGGAGCUAUCAUUGCUAUCUUUGUCAUAUGCCUUUUGAUAGGUGUUAUUGUAAUUGUUGUACGAAAAUUGUAUUAUAGGAAAAGGGAAAAGAUAGAAAAGGCAAACUUUGAUUUUAGAGACAGUGAUGACAUAAGUUUGUCCUCUCUACAAUUGUUUGAAAGACCUUCUUGUUUUCCCUGGUGUGGGAACAGAACUUCAUGUGGUGCAGAAUGUGUACCUCUCUGUGACCAUGCUGCUGGUAGAAAACUUUACACGUUCUAAUCUUUUCCGUGAAUUGGAAUAUCUUCUCUGUGAGUGAAGAACCCAAGAAUUUAGAGAAAAGAAGAGUCUACUGUGAGGAAAAUGUAUUUCUUACUGAAUGGGUUAAUAAAAGGAAAUUGCAUGAACAUAAUAUUACAUACCUCAUUCAUCUCAACCAAUCUUUCCAAAAUUGUUUCUUAAAGGAGAUUAUUUUUGUGAGUGGUUUUUUUUGGUUUAUAGUACAAAGAAUUAUACCAAAUUAUCUAAAUUGAAUUAAUAUUAAGAUUUUUGUGUUAAUUUGUUGCCCAUUUCAUAGGUCAAUGUUAACACUAAUAUGUGUAUAUAAUUAAUGUUGGAUAUUCAGUAUAAUAAAACAUUAUUGGAUGAGGUUUUUGCGAUAUCCAGAAUAGGCAAAGUCAAAAUAGGGGUUAUCAGCCAAAGGCUGAGGCUGAUAACCCUUACUGAGACCUUGAUUAUUCUGGAUAUCAAUAAAACUGAAUCUAAUAAUUGUUUCAUCUUACAAUGAAUGAAAAAAAAAAUGAUCACAACAGGAAAUGGAACUGAUAAUUUAUUUCUUAACAUGUAAAAAUUUACAAAUCAGCAUGCAACACAAAGCGUGUAAACUUGACAUGAUUAGCCUUAGAAAUCAUGCACUGUGGCCAUACAUGACAUGAUUACCCAUGACCUUUGUAUUGGAUAAUCUGCUGCUAGAUGACAUCCCAGGUGCUGAUUUUAAAAUUCACUGUACACUUCAGCCAAUCAGAAAAGAGAUAGUGAGUUGAAUGUAAAUGAUACUAUUUAAUAUUCUAUUUUGACUGAAGCCAGAGCAAGGUAGUCUGAGUAGAGCGAAAACUUUUAAAGAAAAAAGAUCAUUAUACACAAAAAUUAUGUAAGGUAAUGUUAUAAAAUCUUGAAUUUGAUGUAACAACAAAGUUUAAGUAUAGAGUGCUAUUAAAACAUUGCAAAUCACAUUUUAUAGUGUAAAGGAAGAACAAAUAAAG
Messenger RNA from Pocillopora meandrina, 6375 nucleotides. The record is from the annotation of a GenBank genome assembly. NCBI's taxonomy places the organism in Eukaryota, Metazoa, Cnidaria, Anthozoa, Scleractinia, Pocilloporidae.